This is a messenger RNA of Strongyloides ratti, 264 nucleotides long. RefSeq lists its product as hypothetical. The record is from RefSeq and is a predicted model, not a curated record. Bases 1 to 264 code for a protein of 87 amino acids. The transcript has a single exon. Lineage: Eukaryota; Metazoa; Nematoda; Chromadorea; Rhabditida; Strongyloididae.
AUGUCAUCUAAUGUUUCAAAUGGUGGAAUAACUUUUAACAAUACAUUAAAUAAGGAAAUUCGAUCUUUAGAAAAUAAAUUAAUUAAAAGUCAAGAAACGAAUGAUAAAAAGAAUGUAACUAAUACUACAUUACCUUCUUUGCCUUCAACAAUUAUCAUAAAAGGUGAUAAUGAAAAGAUUCAAGAUAAUAAUAGUUGUUGUUGUAUACACGAACUACUAUCAAAUGAUCCUAUACUUAAGACCCAAGUUUGUAACCUUAUGUGA